This is a messenger RNA of Zootoca vivipara (common lizard), 2783 nucleotides long. It is a transcript of the gene RMP64, whose product is annotated as ribonuclease MRP subunit p64. Gene Ontology annotation, biological process: positive regulation of Notch signaling pathway. Gene Ontology annotation, cellular component: nucleus. NCBI's taxonomy places the organism in Eukaryota, Metazoa, Chordata, Lepidosauria, Squamata, Lacertidae. The record is from RefSeq and is a predicted model, not a curated record.
CAGCCACGACCUUGCAAAUAGCUUUGCCUCGCCGCCUUCCUGGGAUUUGGUUUAGUCCAGCUCCACCUCCCGGACAAGAUGGCGGCGCCCAGAGCGAGCGAGGCGGUGUGGAAUCGCUUGGAGGUGCCGUGGCCCGCGUGCAGCGCGACGGUCGCCGUGGCGGCGCAGCACUCGUCAGUGAAAAGCCUUUCCACUGUUCUGAAGGGGUGUCAUGUUGUGGACGUCCUUCUGAAAGACAAAGCCAUGGUUGCAGAACAGACCCUGCUGCAUUCAAUCAUGUAUAGUUUUCACUAUCAGUUGAGUCACCAUAGGUCAUUUCGGUCCCUCAAGCAGGUAGAACAGUGCUUGAAGCGUUUAAACAGAAUGAAUCUGAAGAAGCCAAUUCAAUACCUUAUUCUUCUGGGCCCCACAAACCAGAAACCAGAAAAUCCAGAAGAGGCCUUGAUUCCCAGUCAACCUGUGAUAGAAGUGAUAUUAGUCAAGAUCUUGGGUGGGUGCAAGCUGUUGCUGCGUCUGCUUGAAUGUUGUUGCACAGCUUUUCUUUUGUCCCUUAAGCAUCUGUGUUUGCAAGAGUACAUAUUGUUGAAUUCUGUGGUUUUGGGGUUGCUGAGCCGAUUAUGGAUCAUUUAUAGAGGUGUGUUAAAAAGCCUCACUUCUCUAUAUAUCAGGCUAUUUGAAUUGCUUCGGGAAGUUUCAGAGACUCAUCCAAGGCCUUACAUUAAAGGAUUUGACUUUCCUUCUGAUAUAUAUGAAUUUCUGGGGACCACUUAUUCAGAGAUUGAAAAGAAAAUGUCCAACAAAACAUUUGUAAUGAAAAAGGCUGGACCUGGAUGGAUGACUAGACUUUUCCCAGGAAGCAAAGCUGUAUCUCAGUCUCACGCUUUGAGUGCAGCUGUGCCUACAAAAGUAAGAAAGAAGGUUAUGAACGCUCAGAAGACCAUUGAUAUUGGGAAGCCAAUUCUGAUAAAAAGAACUAACCAAGAUCUUGGGAAGGAGUUUGCGUUUGAUGUCAAGAGCUUAUGCAGGUUCCCUAACCCUGCACCACGGGAGAAUACAAAAGUCACAGUGAGGUUUCCUGGGUCAAAAAAGAGAAGUACAUUGGUUUCUUCUAAAUCACUGAGGUCCCAGCAUCUUAAAUCUUUUGUCUCCAAAUUUCAAGAAGCACACACCUUCAGAGAACUCUGUGACACACUCAGAACAACAGUUCUGUGGUGCAAAAGCAAUAAACUUGGGCCAGAGGCUUUUUUCUUGGGAAUGAAGCUUUUGAAAAGUAGGCGGUUACAGCAUGUGGAAACACAGGGUUGCAGCUUGCAACGGAAACUUGGCUGCAUUAAAGCUACUCUCUGUAAAUAUCUCACGCUUUCAAGCUGCAGAGUGAGACCCAGCCAAAGACUUAAAGCACAUUCCCACCCACAAAGACAGAUGAAAUGCUCAAGGAAAUCAAGAUGUGUUUCAAGGAGUGCACCAUCUUGCAUUGUUCCCAUACAAAGAGGCACUUCUAUCCAUUUUAAGGGCAGUAGAUAUCUUCCUCUUCCUCAGUGCUCUAGCUCCCUGUCUCCAGUUUGGGAUGCUGACAACGGUGGUACUACCUACAGUGUUGAAAAGCAAUCACAUGGCCAUCCUUCUGACCUUGUGGGGCUUGGAAGAAAGCCUUCCCAUAAACAGAAAGCCACAGAAAAUGAAGAUGAUAUUGAUGACAUUUUUAAAGUAAUUGGCCUAUAGCAUUAUGUUCCAUUAAACUAAUUUAAACUGUUCACCGAGUUUGUGUUGAGAGACGAUGGGCGUUACCUACUUAAACAGAAUGCAUCAAAAACAUUUUUUCCUGAUUUGAAGUUUUUUGCAAGCAUUAUCAUUACAUAAGGUUGACACUCUAAUUGUUGUUAAUACCGGUAGUGGCAGACUAUUAAGCAAAACUAAGCUUUUGUAUAUAAGCAGCAGCAUGCAUUUAGCUGCUUUGCUACAUUUUGUACAUGGAGUGCACUCUCAUUCCACAGGGUGAAUGUCUAGUGAAAAUGCAACACCUUUAGGGGAAAAAAUUGUAGGGUCUUACAAACCCAUCCAAAAUAGUACAAUGGUAGGACUGUGUACACACUUUGUAGCCAGAAUGCUGACUGAUGGGUGGGAAGCAGAAUACCAGCGCAAUAAGAAAUGCACAUGCAACCUGAGCAACAUUGCACUGCAACAUUUGCUUGCAUCAGCUAUUUCUCAGUCUUAGCACUCCUUAGAAUAUGCGGGGACAGAACUGAACCUGUACUGCCUAACUAAAAACACCAGCUACGUGCUAUUAAACUCAAAGCAGGUAGAAGCAGACCAAUCCUCAAAACUAUUUGGUAACUAGAAACUGCUGUCAACUCAGCUUCUGCUCAGGUAGUUGUGUUUAGCUAAUGCGGUGCAUAGUUAAGUUUAUAUGUUUGUUUGUUUUUAAAGCAAAAGUGCUGGUGUUUGUGUUGGUGUGCCUGCUUACGACUACCCAAAUGUGUCCAAAGGGGUAAACUCAUGUUAACAUAGUCCAGGGGUCAGCAAACUUUUUCAGCAGGGGGCCGGUCCACUGUCCCUCAGACCUUGUGGGGGGCCGGACUAUAUUUUUGGGGGGAAAUGAACGAAUUCCUAUGCCCCACAAAUAACCCAGAGAUGUGUUUUAAAUAAAAGGACACAUUCUACUCAUGUAAAAACAUGCUGAUUCCUGGACCGUCCGCGGGCCAGAUUUAGAAGGCGAUUGAGCCAGAUAUGGCCCCCGGGCCUUAGUUUGGGGACCCCUGACAUAGUCAAAAGCUGAGGCAAGC